Molecule: messenger RNA, 2997 nt
Organism: Mangifera indica (mango)
Lineage: Eukaryota; Viridiplantae; Streptophyta; Magnoliopsida; Sapindales; Anacardiaceae
Product: putative leucine-rich repeat receptor-like serine/threonine-protein kinase At2g24130
Exons: 2
Coding region: 1-2958 (985 amino acids)
Biological process (GO): protein phosphorylation
Molecular function (GO): ATP binding; protein binding; protein kinase activity
Source: RefSeq, a predicted model, not a curated record
AUGGGAUCGUGUAAAUUUUCCAUGUUUUGUUUUCUAUGUUUGGUCAUUGUGUCGUUUGUGGAGGUGGAAGGAACUAUGAGUUCUCAAAUAAUGAAAGAUCGAGCUUCAUUGCUCUCAUUCAAGAAGGGAAUUGUUUCAGACCCUGAAAAAGCUCUUGAAACCUGGAAAUCUCCAGGUGUUCAUGUCUGCAAUUGGACUGGUGUGAAGUGCAACAAUGGCAGCGACCAAGUAAUAGAACUUGAUCUUAGUUCAAGGUCUCUUCAUGGCACUAUUUCUCCUGCUCUUGCAAAUCUUUCUUCUUUAUCCAUUCUUGAUCUUUCAUGUAACUCCUUUGAAGGUCACAUUCCUGAAGAGCUUGUAAACCUUGUUCAACUCACUCAACUUAGCCUAACCUGGAAUUUUCUUCAAGGUAGCAUUCCUGAGAAGUUGGGGAACUUGCACCAACUUGUUUAUCUUAAUCUAGGAGGUAACAGGCUUGUGGGAAACAUCCCUCCUUCACUCUUCUGCAACAAGUCUUCUGCUUCAUUGCAAUACUUAGACCUCUCGAACAAUUCCAUAAGUGGUGAAAUCCCUUUGAAGAAUGAAUGUAAGCUUAUAAAUUUGAACUAUCUUCUCCUUUGGUCUAAUAUAUUAGAGGGCAAGAUUCCUAAAGCUCUUGCAAACUCUUCGAAACUCCAAUGGCUUGAUUUGGAGUCGAAUAUGUUCACCGGGGAGUUGCCUUCAGAGAUUAUACAUAAAAUGCCACAGUUGCAAUACCUCUUCUUGUCUUACAAUGACUUUGUUAGCCAUGAUGGUAACACUAACCUUGAACCAUUUUUUGCUUCUUUAGUUAAUUCCUCUAACUUUCAAGAACUUGAAUUAGCUGGAAACAAUCUUGGUGGAGAGAUACCUUCUAUUAUUGGUGAUCUUUCAGCCCAACUUCUAGAGAUUCAUCUUGAUGAGAAUCUCAUUUAUGGCUCAAUCCCUCCUCACAUUUCUAAACUUGUCAAUCUCACCCUUUUGAACUUGUCUAGUAACCUCUUGAAUGGAACCAUUCCACCUGAGCUGUGUGCCAUGAAGAAACUUGAGAGAGUUUACUUGUCAAAUAAUUCACUUUCUGGUGAGAUUCCUUCAGCUCUGGGUGAUCUUCCUCAUCUUGGUCUUCUUGAUUUAUCGAAAAACAAGUUUUCGGGUUUGAUUCCAGAUAGUUUUGCUAAUCUUUCCCAGCUGAGAAGACUUUUGCUUAAUGAAAAUCAGCUCACAGGAACAAUCCCUCCAAGUCUGGGAAAAUGUGUUAAUUUAGAGAUUCUAGACCUCUCUCACAAUAGAAUUUCUGGAAUAAUUCCAAGUGAAGUUACAGGAUUGAGGAGCCUGAAGAUAUACUUAAACUUGUCCAACAAUCUCCUGGAAGGGCUUCUGCCAUUGGAGCUGAGUAAGAUGGACAUGGUGCUUGCAAUUGAUCUGUCUUUGAAUAGUCUCUCCGGCACAAUUCCGCCACAGCUUGGAAGCUGCAUUGCCCUGGAAUCUCUCAAUCUUUCUGGUAAUGUCUUGGAAGGCCCUCUUCCAUCUUCAGUAGGCCAGCUGCCUUAUCUUAAAGAAGUUGAUGUGUCAUCAAACAGAUUGUCCGGUGAAAUUCCGGAGUCUUUCCAGGCAUCGUCAACUCUGAAGGAACUCAACUUCUCUUUCAACAAGUUCACUGGAAACGUUUCCAGCAAGGGAGCCUUUUCAUCUCUCACCAUGGACUCUUUCCAGGGUAAUAAUGCCCUCUGUGGAUCAAUAAAAGGCAUGCCAAAUUGCAAAAAGAAACAUAAUUUUCAUUUGGUCAUUCUGCCAAUUCUCCUCACACUGUUUACUUCUGCUGCAAUCAGCAUAUUCGGAUACCCCCUUGUACGCAGAUCAAAAUUCAGAAGGCAACUGUCAGACUUCAAAGGAGGAGACCUUGAAGAUGAAGAGAAAGAUAAAGAAGAGCCCAAGUAUCCUAGAGUCUCCUACAAACAACUCAUUGAAGCCACAGGAGGGUUCAGUCCUUCAAGCCUAAUUGGUUCAGGCCGGUUCGGCCAUGUCUACAAGGGAAUUCUUCAAGACAACACAAGAAUUGCUGUCAAAGUUCUGGACUCAAAGACAGCUGGGGAGCUCACAGGGAGUUUCAAAAGAGAAUGCCAAAUCCUGAAGAGGACAAGACACAGAAACCUGAUAAGAAUCAUCACCAUUUGCAGCAGGCCAGAUUUUAAGGCACUGGUUCUGCCACUCAUGUCAAAUGGGAGCCUGGAAAGGCAUCUGUAUCCAAGCCAUGGGUGCAGCCAUGGCCUGGACUUGGAGCAGCUUGUGAAUGUUUGUUGUGAUGUAGCUGAAGGGUUGGCCUAUUUGCACCAUUGCUCUCCGGUGAAAGUUGUGCACUGUGAUCUCAAACCAAGCAACAUUCUUCUUGAUGAUGACAUGACAGCUUUGGUAGCUGAUUUUGGAAUAGCAAAAUUGGUUAAAGGAGUUGAAGAGAGUUCUAAUGCUUCCAGUGAUCCAAUGUCCUUUACCUCAACAGAUGGAUUGUUAUGUGGAUCUGUUGGGUAUAUUGCUCCUGAGUAUGGAAUGGGGAAAAGGGCAUCAACAGAAGGAGACGUAUACAGUUUCGGGGUGUUAUUGCUAGAGAUUGUGACAGGAAGGAGGCCAACAGAUGUGCUAUUUCAGGAUGGCUCAAGCUUGUAUGAAUGGAUGAAACGUCACUACCCAGAUAGGCUAGAGCCAAUAGUUGAACAGGCAAUUGUUAGGUAUAAGAUGCCACCAUUUAAUUACAACAGAGUCAUUUGGCGUGAUGUUUUUUUGGAAUUGAUUGAGCUUGGCCUUCUGUGCACCCAAUACUCUCCUUCCACAAGGCCAACCAUGCUUGAUGUUGCCAGUGAAAUGGGUAGGUUGAAGCAGUAUCUCUCCAAUCCUUCCUCCUAUGUGAUUCAAGAAGCCACUCUUAAGGGAGAUGUUCUAGUGUGAUUAGGCUCAUUGAGUUUGAGAAAUUUGUGACUAUCAAUA